GCGCGAGCACGCGGUUCGAGUGGACAUUGGCACGGGCAAUUGAAGGAAUAACCAUCGCUAAGGCCACAGCAAUUAACGGUAGCAAAGCCGAACCGGCACUUUACUACUUACACACACACCAUACAUACAUAUAUACACACAUACUUAUACGAAUUGGCAUUUCACCAGAUGCGCACAAAAGCGCACUUAUCUUUCCGGCCAAGGUGUGAAGUGUUGGAAUGCAAGUGUCGCGGGUUAAGCGCAUCCUUGAGGCGGCGCAGUGAAUAACGUCAUCGUUGCCAUAGAAUAUAUAUAUGGAAUAAUUCAUGGGCGAUGAAUGAAUGCAGUCAUCAAGACACAAUCAGUGAUCUGUUCAACGCCUUGAGAGCUGCUCGAAUUCAUUUACGCUACUUUUUUUUGCAUUUUUUUGCUUAAGAAGAGGCGUUGUUUGUUGUUGUGAAUUUUUGAACAACGCAUAAGACGCCCACAGGUUCUUUGUACGUUUUCUGGAGAAUAUCGCAUCAUUUGUGUUGUAGGAAUUGAAAUGUGCGGUCGUCUAAACAGAAUAUUCGCCAACUAAAAAUAGCCUACGCAAUAGCGAACAACAACAAUAAAGAUUUAUGUAUCAUUUCAGUGCGUCGGCAUGCAGUCACAUGUGUGUGCGUGUGUAUCUUUAAUAAAUAUAAAAAAACACAAAUUGUGAAAGAAUAAACAAUUCCCAAAAUAAUUAUAUAAAAAAUUUACAAAAAAAAAUUGAAAAAUUAAAAUAAGUCAAUAAAUUUUCAUAGGAAAUUUAAUGAAAAAAAACUUAAUAUUAUUAGUGUGAUUGGAAAAACUAAACAAAAGUCUUUCAGAAAUUUUUAAUUGGAAAACAAAAGAAAAUUAUGCAACAAAACAAUUCAACGAAAAAAGUGAAAUAAAAUAAAAUUUAUUAAAAAAAAAAAUAUUUAUAAUUAAAAAAUUAACAAAAGAUAUGCUGAAGACUAAUGUGUUUGGAAAAAGUAAUACAAACAAAUAUUUGAAAAAUUCGUAAUUGGAGAAACUUGAAAAAAAAGUUGUUGUAAAGAAAAUUAAUUGAAAAAAAAUGAUUACAAAACUGUGUGUUCGGAAAAAAUAUUGAAAAAAAUUUAUUAAAAAACAACAACGAAUAUAACUAAAAAAAAAAAUAAUUCAGAAAAAAAAUAACAAAAUUUUUUUAACUAAAAAACUAAAAAAAUUUAAUUGGAAAGAGUAAGAAUAAAAUUCAAAAAAAGUUUUCAAAAUAUAAAUAAAAAAUCUUAAAAUAUGUCUGCGCAACGACAUAAAGGCGUGCACCAAAUGUGCGCGCCAACAUUAGAGAAAGCAAUUAAAGAUGUUCGUUUUGAUGUGGCAACAACACAAUACUCAUGGGCGCUAAUGGCUGCUUUCAUCAUAAUUAUUAGCAGUUGUUGUUGUUUCAGCAGCGUAACGGCAGCUGCUAGUGGUGCUGCGGCGGAUACGAAAUAUCAUUGCGCCUUCGUCGAUACUAUUAAUGUGACGGGCAUAGCCUGGGCGUAUGAGCAACCUAAUGCGACGGCAGAGGGUAAUAGCACAAGCAGCAAUAACAAAAAUAUCGACAGCAGCAGCAAUAGUAAUAACAGCAGUAGCAGUAAUAAUAACAAAAAUACCAGCGACAGCAGCAACAACAUUAGUAGAAACGACAACAACAAUAACAUCACCGAGAUUGACAUCAGCAAUAGCACUGAUAUCAAUAGCAACAACGACAACGGCAACGACAACGCUGCCUUACUAAAAAGUCUCGGCAUCACCUACAUACCACCCGAGCUAGUUGCCGCCUACACAUUCAUCAUUAAAGAUGGCGUACGCGUGCCGGUGGAGCGCCACAUGCGCGCUUGCAUUUGUAAGCUGAAACCGUGCAUACGCUUCUGUUGCGCCGAAGGUCACUACUAUGAUACGCUGAGUAAAUCAUGCGUUUCGAUUGCUAGUGUCAUCGAUGCUGAAGUGGUGAAUGCUACGCAGCAGCAGCAGCAACAGCAACAACAACAGCAACACAGUCUUGUAUUCGCGCUAACAGGCAUGGAUCAUCACGAAGUGGCGGUGCGGCACAACAACGGCAGCACACGCUUGGUGCGUACUGCGCAUCAUUUUAAUGUAAAUAUUGGUGUGCCGUGCGCGCGAAUGCGUUACGUUCUUAGGGACAAUCAACUGGUGCAUUGGACGCUAUUUGAGAAUGGUUCCAUUGCACAUCGAAAUUAUUUAUUUUCGAACUAUUAUUGCUAUACACCGCAUCAAUUGGACAAAAUUACAUGGGAGUGGCAACCUUUGGCUUGUGUACGCGAAAAAUUACCCUUCGUUCUGACAACCAAGGAGUGGACCUACGCAAUUUGUUUAAUACUGGCUGUCAUCUGCAUGUUUAUCAUCCUCUUUAUCUAUCUAUUCGCCAGUAAUCUGCGCAAUACAUUCUAUGGCGUUGCCAUCAAGGUCUACACACUAUGCAUUAUCUUCGGUUAUUCGAUAAUGGCGCAUCUCACCCUCACCGAUCCUGCAGAUUUCAUGACGUGGACCUGCGUCAAUUUGCCCGCCUGUGUGGUCAUCUACUUGGUCCUAUCCUUCUAUAUACUGAGCUUGAUCAGUUUCAACUUUUAUAUGCAUUUCCAUGGUAUUAUCAUGUCGCGACUAAUGUUUUGGCUUAUAUUCUUUCCGAUCGCCCUGUUGACCGUCGGUUGGUCGAUAUUCGCAGCAAACAAUGACUAUGGUGGAAAGGCUAUAUUUGGUGGCGGCGACACCUGUUGGUUCGAUCCACGCAACUGGUCCAUCAUGGUCUACUAUUACGCGCCCAUUUUCAUCGCUUGUGUUAUCUGCAUAUUUUUCUAUAUACUAACAUUGAUCCAUAACAGUGAGGGACAGGAUUAUAAUAUCUAUAAAGCAGAAACGCUCGACGAGAAUCGCUUCAAAUCGUUCUUUAAGUUCUUCAGCUAUACCUUUGUCGUCUUUCUGGUUUGUGUCACUUCGUUCGCCAUAAAUUACUAUCGCGAAGACUGGACGCACAUCAACUAUGCCGUCUGUUUGUUCAUCGUUUUUCAUGGCUUCGGCGCAUUGUAUGCUUUAAUUGGUCAAAAUCAGGAGGUACAAAACUUUUUACGACGCAUCGAGGAUGAUGUCAGUAGCGAUGAUGAUGAGAUGACAGACAGCGCCGUGCCCAUGUCGGGCUUCUAAGCAUUUCAGAGCAAUUUUUGCUCAAGAUCGUCCGCAAUGUCAGUUAUCAUCAUAUUAGUUAUUAUUAUAGUUUUUGUUAUUGUUAGAGUGUAAAUAUGUUGUUUCGAGUCGUGUAUGUACAAAAAGUAUAUUGUAAUCUAAACUUGUCUAUAUGUAUAUUAUAUAAUAAUAAAUCGUCUAGUUUUUAUGCAAAGAUUAUAUAUGCAUAUAUUGGAGUGUUUUCAGG
Bactrocera oleae (olive fruit fly) is the source of this 3400-nucleotide messenger RNA. RefSeq names its product methuselah-like 8 (gene mthl8). The record is from RefSeq and is a predicted model, not a curated record. Gene Ontology annotation, molecular function: G protein-coupled receptor activity. Lineage: Eukaryota; Metazoa; Arthropoda; Insecta; Diptera; Tephritidae.